AGAAAUCUCCUUUUUUAUUUUUUCCAAUUGGAACAAUAGUUUAUUGUAUUUCAAAAAAAUGGACAUCAUUCAUGAUGUUAUUAUUAUUAUUAUUUAUCAAAAGCAUCUUCUUCGAUAAGUUCUUCCAAAAGCAUAAUAUUGAAAAUGAUACAUAUAUGAAAGAGGAGAAAGAGUAGUCUCAAAAAUGUGACUAGACACAAGUACUGUGUAAAUAGGAUUAGGCCUCUUAACCUGUCAGUACUAUAUUAGAGUGGUUUUUUUUUAUUUUUGAAAUUCAAAAACAAUUAUUUGAAAAUGGAGUUAAUAAAUUUUGGAUUUUGGGUUUUCUCAGCUUUGAUGGGUGGUUUUGUUGCAUUAAAUUUGGUCCUAAUAAAGAGAGCUAAUGAGUGGUAUCACAUAAGCAUGGUGAGUAGAAGAAUACAGUGUUCUCUGCCUCCUGGUGAUAUGGGUUGGCCUUUCAUUGGUAAUAUGUGCUCUUUUCUCAUUGCUUUCAAAUUUGGUCACCCUGAUUCAUUCAUCUCCAACUUCAUUUCCAGAUUUGGUAGAACAGGAAUUUACAAGGCCUACUUGUUUGGAAGCCCAACAAUCAUUGUCACAACACCAGAAACAUGUAGACCAAUCUUGAUGGAUGAUGCACAAUUUAAGCAAGGGUGGCCUAAAUCAACUUCUCUAUUGAUGGGGAGGAAAUCAUUCUUAGGCCUUUCUGAAGAGGAGCACAAGCGUCUUCGCCGCCUGACCGCUGCCCCGAUCAGUGGCCAGAAGGCUCUCUUAGUGUACCAUGAAUUCAUGAAAGAUGUGAUAGUGAGUUCCUUGGAUGAAUUGUCAAAGGCAGAGAAGCCAGUUGAGUUGUUGACUGAGAUUAGGAAGAUCACCUUUCAAAUAAUCAUGCAUAUUUUUUUGAGCUGUGAGAGUAAUCCUGGCCCAUUGAUUGAGACUGUGGAGAAAGAAUAUGGUAAUCUCAAUUGUGGACUUAGAGCCAUGGCCAUCAAUCUACCUGGCUUUGCUUAUUAUAAAGCACUACAGGCUCGAAAGAACUUGGUGAAGAUUCUUCAAGGUGUUAUAGAUGGAAGAAAAGCAAGGAAAGAGAACAAUAUUAUUGUAGAGGAUAAAACAGACAUGGUUGACUUACUAAUGGAUGUUGAGGAUGAGAAUGGCCAUAAAUUAGAGAAUGAGCAAAUCAUAGAUGUGAUUCUUAUGUACUUAAAUGCUGGUCAUGAAUCUACAGCUCAUGCCACUUUGUGGGCAACUCUUUUCUUACAUGAAAAUCCUCACUAUCUCCAAAAAGCUAAGGCAGAGCAAGAGGAAAUUUUGUUAAAAAGAGCAGCAAUAGAGGAAGGACUUAGCAUCAAAGAAAUUAAGAAAAUGGAAUACCUUUCUAAGGUAAUUGAUGAAACACUACGUGUGGUUAAUAUCUCAUUGUUCACAUGUAGAGAGGCAAUAACAGAUGUUAGCAUUGGCGGAUACACAAUACCAAAAGGGUGGAAAGUUCUGAUUUGGUUUAGAGGAAUUCAUUUAGAUCCACAAUGUUAUCACAAUCCAAACGACUUCAAUCCUUCAAGAUGGAAUGAAUGUAAACCCAAAAAAGGAAGUUUCAUACCAUUUGGAACAGGAAGUAGAUUGUGCCCAGGAAGUGAUUUAACUAAGCUUGAACUUUCAACUUUUCUCCAUUAUUUUCUUCUCAACUAUGAGGUUGAAAGAGUGAACCCAAGUAGUAGCAUCAGAUACUUACCACACACAAGACCAAAAGACAACUGCCUUGCAAAACUCCACAAGCUACCUCAAUUAAAAGACAACAAUUGACAAAUUUCAUUUCUUAUAGGCUUAAAAAAAAGAUUGGAGCCAUUAAUAAAAGAAAAUUUUGUAAAAAAUAUGUAUAUUUUGCAAAAGAAUUUGUUUUAUAAGCUUAAACUUGGUAUGUCUUUAGUCCAAAGUUUUGGGUGGCUAGAAGUAGAACUACAAGAAAAAGAAAAAGGUUUUGGUUUUUCAUGUAUGUGUAAAAUAUAUUGUAGUGUAUAAUGUGUGAGACUCGAUAUUUAAAUACAUCGAUGAUAAUAUGUUAUUUUUAUAAGGUUUUAUAAUUUUUUUAAAA
Molecule: messenger RNA, 2089 nt
Organism: Cannabis sativa
Lineage: Eukaryota; Viridiplantae; Streptophyta; Magnoliopsida; Rosales; Cannabaceae
Product: ent-kaurenoic acid oxidase 2
Exons: 8
Coding region: 295-1800 (501 amino acids)
Biological process (GO): brassinosteroid biosynthetic process; brassinosteroid homeostasis; multicellular organism development
Cellular component (GO): endoplasmic reticulum
Molecular function (GO): iron ion binding; ent-kaurenoic acid monooxygenase activity; heme binding
Source: RefSeq, a predicted model, not a curated record